Telopea speciosissima is the source of this 1798-nucleotide messenger RNA. RefSeq names its product serine carboxypeptidase-like. Lineage: Eukaryota; Viridiplantae; Streptophyta; Magnoliopsida; Proteales; Proteaceae. Gene Ontology annotation, cellular component: vacuole. The record is from RefSeq and is a predicted model, not a curated record. The transcript is spliced from 9 exons. Gene Ontology annotation, biological process: proteolysis. The coding region runs from base 46 to 1545 and encodes 499 amino acids. Gene Ontology annotation, molecular function: serine-type carboxypeptidase activity.
GAACUCAGAAAAAACAUAGGAAGACGUUGGCUCGAUUUUGAAGCAAUGUGGAAAAAUCUCAUUCUUCUCUCUUUUCUCACUCUACUUUCUCCCUUUUCUUCUUCUGCAACUCCCAUCCCUGAUGAUCUUGGCCUUUUACCCCACGCGAAUUUUCCCACUGUACAGGCAGAGAAGCUAAUUCGACAGUUCAAUCUCAUUCCCAAGGACGCCCUUUACAUCCCCCAUGAAUCUUCCGUUCCUCCCACUCCAAAGAUCGUCGAGAAACGCUUUAAGUUACCUCACCUUUUGGGUUCUUCUGAUGUUUCCGUCGAAGACCUUGGUCACCAUGCCGGAUACUACCAGCUUAAGCAUUCCUAUGCUGCUAGGAUGUUCUACUUCUUCUUUGAAUCACGAAACAGCAAGACGGAUCCUGUUGUUAUUUGGUUGACUGGAGGUCCAGGAUGUAGCAGUGAGUUGGCUGUUUUCUAUGAAAAUGGUCCUUUCUCCAUUGCAAACAAUUUGUCUCUUCAAUGGAAUGACUACGGCUGGGACAAGGUAUCAAACCUUAUUUACGUUGACCAGCCUACUGGAACUGGUUUUAGUUAUAGUUCUGAUAAGCGUGACAUUCGUAACAAUGAAGAGGACGUUAGCAAUGAUCUAUAUGACUUCUUGCAGGCAUUUUUUACUGAGCAUCCUGAAUACACAAAGAAUGACUUCUUCAUUACUGGAGAAUCAUAUGCUGGGCACUACAUUCCUGCUUUUGCCGGUCGAGUUCACCAAGGGAACAAAGCUAAAGAGGGAAUUCCUAUAAACUUCAAGGGAUUUGCCAUUGGCAAUGGACUGACAGAUCCUGCAAUCCAGUACCAAGCAUAUACAGAUUACGCAUUGGACAAUGGAAUAAUUCAGGAAUCUGACUACAAUAGUAUUAACAAAUUGCUUCCAGCUUGUGAAAUGGCAAUAAAGCAAUGCGGAACCGAUGGUAAAACCGCAUGCAUGUCGUCAUACUAUAUUUGCACCAACAUAUUCAAUAAGAUCAUGGAUAUUGCCGGUAAUAUUAAUUAUUAUGAUUACAGAAAACAGUGCGAGGGUGACCUUUGCUAUGAUUUUUCAAACAUGGAGAAAUUCCUAACCCAGAAAUCCGUUACGGAUGCUCUUGGAGUUGGGGACAUCGAAUUUGUUUCAUGUAGCCCUACUGUUUACCAGGCCAUGGUUAUGGACUGGAUGAGGAAUCUUGAAGUUGGUAUACCAACUCUUCUGGAGGAUGGCAUCAAGUUGAUGAUAUAUGCUGGGGAGUAUGAUAUCAUAUGCAACUGGCUUGGGAACUCGAGGUGGGUUCAUUCUAUGGAAUGGUCUGGUCAGAAAGAGUUUGGGGAUGCUCCAACUGUCCCUUUUGUGGUUGAUGGUACAGAAAAAGGACUGAUGAAAAACCAUGGUCCUCUAACUUUCCUCAAGGUCCAUGAUGCUGGUCACAUGGUCCCAAUGGAUCAGCCCAAGGCUGCUUUGGAGAUGCUGAAGAGAUGGACCCAUGGGCAGCUUGCAGAAGAAGGUCAGGCGGCUGACAUGUGAUAGCUCAGCUAAUGCUAUCCAUUUUUCCUUAAUGAGCCUUUGCUAUACAAAUAUGGUUUCAAUUUUCAAAAGAUGGUUUAUGGGGGAAUUGCUAAACCAUUUUUGUGGUUUUUAUCCACACUAUAAUCUGGCUCUCUUCUGAGGUGCAUGUUAAUAUUUUCUUAAACUCUGGUUUUUUAACUCUCUAAUUGAUAAAAUGGUUAUAAAUACUCCAUUCAUAUCAUCAAAAUAUGUUUGGAUUUAUUAUGUGCAU